GAGAACACACGUGGGGAACAUGCCCACAGCAGAUUCUGGUUUGUCAGAUGGGUCACCUGACAGCCCACAUGCUAACACCAUAACACAAUUGGAGCAAAUGUUUAAAAAAAGAAAAAAGGAAACGAAAACACGAAUUGCGUCUAGUUAUACCUAGUUAUAUUCCUGUGCCCAAACAAUUAUACAGCCGACCAAAUGUCAGGAAAAGCGUCAACUUCGGGAAUCUGGAGAGCAAGAAUCAGCGAUGAGCGGCUGUCAUCGUGCACGCAGAGUCCUUAUGAACUGCUCCGGCCGCGGAUGGACGACAUUUUAGGAGAUGGAGGAAUCCUGAAGGAAGUUAUCCAGCCAGGAGAGGGUCCACCCGUGCCCCAAAAUGCUUCAGUAAUAAUUCAUUACUCUGGAUUCCUGGAGUAUUCAGACCAACCCUUUGAAUCCACCACUAACAUGAAAUAUCCUCGGAUGAUGAAGUUGGGGAGAGAUGUGACUCUAGCUGGACUGGAGCUCGGCCUGCUGACCAUGAAGAAAGGAGAGUUCUCCCGUUUCCUGCUCCAGCCCCAGUAUGCAUAUGGAGAGAUGGGCUGUCCUCCGCUCAUCCCUUCUGCAGCCACGGUUCUUUAUGAGGUUCAGAUCCUGGACUUCCUCAACUCAGGACAAGUGGAUGAAUUCAUAGCAAUGUGUCCGGAGGAGCAGAACGCUGCCCCUUUCGCCACGCUUCUGGAAGUCGUUGCUACAGUUCGCAGCUUUGGCAACCGCUGCUUCAACCAGAGCCGAUACGACAAUGCCAAAGAUCGCUAUAAACAGGCAGUAAUGCUGCUUGAAAACAGGGACACCGAUUAUGAAGCAGAGAAGGAGAAAAUAAAGGCAGCUCUUCUCCCUCUCUUUCUGAACCUGUGUCUCACUGAGCUCCGUUUGGACAGCCCACACAAAGCCCUGAAAUAUGGCAGCAAAGCAUUGGGGAUAGACUCCACCAACACAAAGGCUUUUUUCCGCUGUGGACAGGCUUACCUGGAGCUGCAAGAGUAUGAAAGAGCACAGGGAUGCCUCAUAAAUGCUCAAGCAAAGAAGCCGUUUGACAGUGACAUCAACAACCUCCUGAGGAAAGUUUCCAUAUGCUACAAAGAAAGCCUAGACAAAGAGAAAGACAUGUAUUCGAAGAUGUUCAGAGAGCCGAAACAGCCGGUGAAGAUGUCGCCAUCUGACAGCGGUGAGGGAUUAUGUUCAAGGACUGUUGAUUCCUCAGUUUGUCUGAAAGGCAAAUGUAGGAUGUAAAAAUGUAAAAGGGUGUAAAAUCAGGAUGUAAAAUUACAAAUGAGUUCUUUGUUCAGCAGGUUUUUUUUUUAGAUUGAACAGCAUGUUUUCUUUUGGUUGCUACCAAUGUUAAAAGUGGUGCUUUACUCGUGUUCUGGAGGGAUAGCAUUGAUGUGUUCUUCUUUCAGAAUAAGAUGAUUCUUUUGCAAGUGUUUAAUAAUAUUGCUCAGUGGUUUCUCUACUAGAAUCUCUUUAUGUCUGAACGUUUUUACUUCCUUAGGUGAAUUGAACAUUUUUUUUUACUUGAGUUAAUCUUUAUGGACAAACAUUCUACGAUGGGUUGUUUAAUGGCAGUUUACCACUGUAGUUCUUCAGAUAAGAACUUUACUGUUCCUGCGUUCUCUAUUUAAGGAGGAAAAAAUCAGACAAUUUAAACUAGCACCUGUGGGAAAUUACUUUUUUGUUAAAAUUCUCAAUUAUUAGAGUAGAAGGAUUAAAAGAUCUUUGAUUUAUUCUUGGAUCAUCUUA
This is a messenger RNA of Menidia menidia (Atlantic silverside), 1773 nucleotides long. NCBI's taxonomy places the organism in Eukaryota, Metazoa, Chordata, Actinopteri, Atheriniformes, Atherinopsidae. The record is from the annotation of a GenBank genome assembly.